This is a messenger RNA of Vidua chalybeata, 4902 nucleotides long. Its product is annotated as serine/threonine-protein kinase PAK 3-like. NCBI's taxonomy places the organism in Eukaryota, Metazoa, Chordata, Aves, Passeriformes, Viduidae. The coding region runs from base 16 to 1635 and encodes 539 amino acids. Gene Ontology annotation, cellular component: cytoplasm. Gene Ontology annotation, molecular function: ATP binding; protein serine/threonine kinase activity. The transcript has 13 exons. Gene Ontology annotation, biological process: intracellular signal transduction; regulation of axonogenesis; regulation of actin cytoskeleton organization. The record is from RefSeq and is a predicted model, not a curated record.
UUUUCCCCUCCAGAUAUGAUCAUUCCAGAGAAAGAGCAGGAGCAGAUUGUGUUAUCAGAGAUGCCAUGCCAGACUCAGGGAGAGCCGAGAGCCCGAGAGCAGGAAGAGCAGCUCAGGCAGCAGGUGGAAGAGCCACAGGAGAAUGGCCAGAGCAUCAAGGCAGAGCCACAAGCAGAGCUGCCCGAAGCUCAGAGUGCCAUCACAGAAGUGAAGAAGAGGAACCAGGAAGACACGAGAAGAAUUCAAGAGGAGAUGAAUCUCCAUCAGCAGAGGGGCGAUCAACAAAACCAGGUGAGUGAAAGAGUGGCAGCCACUCCACUCAUGAAAGAUCCUCUCUCUCGUAUUUUACAGAAAUUGAAGGAACAGCUGGACACAGACUUUCAGAAAGCUCACGCUAAGAUCAAGGCAAGGGAGAAGAGGCAGGAGGAAGAAAUGAAAAUCAUCAGAGAAAAACUUAAUCCCCUCCCUCAGGCUCUACAAAAGCAAGUGCAAGUGUUGACAUCUCACCGGGCAGCCGGCAAAGACUUCCGGCAAAUGAGUGGCACUGAAGAGCCCCGAGGCUGGCGUGAGGCACAGGAACUGUCCCCACCAAAGGUGCUACAGAUCUACAAGGGCUUUGUCACCAAACCUGCUGCCGCAGCAGCAUGGUCUAAAGGAGCCUUUGCUCUCCAACCUGAGAAGUGGAGCCGGGGCGGUUUGUUCAUCUCCAGUGCUGACCCAGCUGCUGCUCAGCAACAGGAGAUCAAGGAUGACUCCCUGGAGCUACGGAGGAAAAUAGUGAACAUGGAAAAUCCCAUGAUGAAAUACACGGAACUGGAAUAUAUUGGCAGAGGGACUUUUGGAGAUGUUUGCAGAGCACUUGACAAUGCCACAGGAGAACAGGUGGCCAUAAAGAAAAUAAAUCUCCAAAAACUGAGGAAGAAGGAACUAAGAGUCAAUGAACUCAUGGUCAUGAAGCCAAAUAUGAAUCCCAAUCUGGUCAACUAUUUAGACAGCUACCUUGUGGAUGGGCAGCUCUGGCUGGUCAUGGAGUACAUGGACGGAGGCACCCUGAGCGAUGUCAUCAGCGAGACCUACCUGUCUGAAGACGAGAUGGCAGCCAUCAGUCGGGAGUGCCUGCAAGGCCUGGAUUUUCUUCACUCGAACCUCGUGAUCCACCGAGAUGUGAAGAGCAGCAACAUCCUUCUCAGAACCGACGGCUCUGUCAAGCUGGCUGACUCUGGCCUCUUUGCUCAGCUCAGCCCUGAGCAGAGUCGACGGAGCUCAGUGGCCAGCACUUCUGGGUGGAUGGCGCCUGAAGUGGUGACAGGUCAACCAUGUGGCCCCAAAGUGGACAUAUGGUCUCUUGGAAUCCUGGGCAUCGAAAUGGUGGAACGAGAAGUUCCUUACUGGAAUGAAACUCCUGUUUCGCCUCAACUCCUGAUAGACAUACGAGGGACACCAAAGCUGCAGCAGCCCAACCGAUUCUCGCCUUGCCUGCGUGACUUCCUGAGGCGCUGCCUGCGGACAGACGAGGCACGGCGCUGGUCUGCCAAGGAGCUCCUGCAGCAUCCAGUUGUAACACUUGCUGAACCUGCGUCCAGCCUGGUGCCACUGAUUGUUUCAGUGAAGAAGAGGAAGGAGACAAGAAUGUGAUAAUCACAUCAGGACCAUUACCAUUGACUUAGAGUAGGAUUGUAGGUUAGGGUUAGGGUUAGGGUUAGGGUUAGGGUUAGGGUUAUGAUUAGGGUUAUGAUUAGGGUUAGGGUUAGGGUUAUAAUUAGGGUUAGGUUUAGGGUUAGGAUUAGAGUUAGGGUUAGGGUUAGGGUAAAGUUAGGGUAGGAUUGUCUAAUCGGACUUGGAACAGUAGGAUUGGAAAUGAAUAAAGUUUCUGAAACUACACCUCACCUUGAAGAUUCCCUUCUUUCUCACUCUGUGAAUAACCUCGAGAUUUUCUUAUGAAUUGUCAGUUGUUUCCAAAAGGUGGAAAGUGACACUUAUGGAGUCUUUGGCACAGUGUCAAAGUGGAGAAGGCUCUUCUUCAUUCAUCUUCUCCAGACCACACUGCCUUUGGAAUAUGGCCCACUGGCCUGUUUAUGCCCAGCUGUGGUACUUCUAUCUGAGGCAGAAAUGGCAAUGGCAUUAGCAGGAAAAACCAAAGGGGGAGUGGGGAAGCCAAACCAUCCUGUGCUGAUGCAGGCCUUCAGCUGUGACUCCAGAGCACUUGGGCGGCUGCCACUUGGAUUUGUAUCCCUGAGUGCAAUGUCUUUGGCUGGAGGAGAGCCUUGCUCAGCUGAGAAAGCAGCAAGAUCAGAGGGGGUGCUCUGAAAGGUCUCCUGCGGUGCAGAGCUGUCAGCGACUGUGAGGUGAGAGCGGGCCCGGCCUUGCCCGGGCUGGAGCCGCAGCAGAGCCCCGGCAGAGCCCGGAGCAGCCUGAGCCUCGGCAGAGGCAGGCUGCCAGGAGGCCCUUGUAGCUGCAGGAGGCAGCAGCCCGGCCCUGCGUGCCUCUUCCUGGCCCCGGGUGCAUCCUCCGCUCUCAGAGGCCAAGCGGCAGCUGGCUGCUGCCGAGGGGAAGCGGAGCCCUGCUGGGCACAGCCCAGCCCGGAGGCAUUGGCCGUCUGGAGUCUGCCCCGGGCGAGAGAAAGGGGAAGGGCAGCCGAGGGCCGGUGGCCUGGCUGAGCAUUCCUACUCUUCUGCCGGCUGCCCUGUGACUCCUGGGAAAGGUUAGCAGUGUGUGCAGCACUCUGGGCACCGGGGGAGGGAGCCGGGCUGCUGGGCAGGCUGGAGCCCAGGGCAGCGUCCUUCAGGCACGGCACUUCUGCCAGGGGAGCCGAGGCCAGCGGGAGGCAGUGACAGCUUGUCAGCUCCCGUCUGCAGGAGCCGGUGCCUCACACAGCUCUGGGAGGAAGCGCCUGCAGUCCUGCAGUUCUGCACUGAGCCAGAGCAAAGGUGGGAAAUGCAGAGUGUUUUGCAGGAAUACUCGGGGCCAGCAGGCCAGCCUGCUUUGUGCUGUCUGGCGCACAGCAAGCGCUGUGCAACGCAGCUCUGAGCUGCUGGGAGAGAGGGAAUUGGGGACGUGCCUGAGGGUUUUGCUUGAGUAGUCAACUGAUUGGGAAGAGAGCAGAAUAAUUGCAGUUGGCAAUCUGUGUUUUCUUCAUUAAUUUCUGAAAGAAAGUCACAAUGUGUUGUGGGUAUUGUCAAAGAAAAGCCUUAUAAAAAAAUCAGGCUUUGCUCUGCUAAAAAUGACCAGCUGGCCUGUUAUGUCUUCUACAUACAGCUAGCUAACUUCCCAUGUGAAAAAUCAUAAAAAUGACUGCAGUUAUUACAGUUUGCAUCUGGAAUAAACAAGAAAUCUGUCCUAUGAGAGUCCACAAAGGAAAAAAUGUAAACACCUGAGUAAAAGAGAGAGUCUUAGCACUUCCACACAAAAACACCUUCUCAGCAAUGAAUUGUGUGGCAAGAAAACAAGCAGGCAAUUGGAGUUGAACAUCAGGUCUGUGAAAAUGGUAUAAAAAUGACUUAUGUGAAUAAAGAGUUGGCUUUCCCUGCACGAAGAAACUGAGUCCCGUCUACUUUAUUGACACAGCAAUGUGGCUUCACUCAGCAAGAGCAGUCGCAGGGUGUAUUGAUGAAAGGCUUGGUUUGAUUCCCAGAAUGGGAAGGAGAGGCGCUAAGUGUAACAAAUAGGGCUUAGUCUUGUGAAUUCCUUUAGCUUUAACAGGCAGCACUGAACCCUGUAUUGCCCCAUUGCCGUGCUUAAUGUGUGCAAGUGGCUGUUUUAGCCUUGAGAAUAAAGAGAGCGGUCCUGCUAAGAAGGUAGCUGGAAUGCAUUCAAAGGGAAGGAAGUGUUUUUAGGAGGCUCUUGACCAGCAAUGGAGAAUUUGAGGAAUGGAAUAUUUCCCAAACGCCUGAGUCAGGAACUGGAGUCGUGUCCAAGGCCCUGCCAUAUUUGAUCUGUCUUUGAGCAGGUUGACAAGACAAUGAAGAAAAGUGUAUUGUUUAAUGGAUGGUGUUAUGGACAAAUUCAACUGGGGAGGCCAGUUAUAGAUAAAUCAAUUAACAAGAAUUUAUUAAGCAAGUGGUAAUGAGCAAAAGACAGCGCUGGGUGGACAGAGAGUCUCUGCUCUACCACGGCGUGCCCUCCCCCCUUGCCCUUUUUGUUUUUAUAGUCCAUUUUUUUUUCUUCUUUCCAGUUGACGUAUUUUCUCUCAAUGCACUCUGUGCCUGUGCAAUUGGUUGCUAGGGGGUCUUUUUUUUCUGCCCUUGGUGGUCGGAGGGAUGAAGGCUCCUCAUCUUCCUUGCAGAUUGUCCUUGGCCUAAAAGUUAACUUGUAUAUAAUUAGUUACACAGUCUUCUAUGCUACUUGCAUCUGCACAAUUCUUAAGCAGGAUACUUGCUGUUCCCUCGGCCCCCCCCCCUCCUUCUCCUCCCACAUCUUGAAAUUCCCUACUCAGUUCAAAUUCUUAUCUCCUUCAAUGCUCGUUUUGAUGAAGACCUUUCUAUUUAUUACAGGUGGGAACAUGAUCCUUGAAAGAGAAGCAAUGUAUUGGUCAAUGGGUGGGCAGUUAAGGUUUGAAAGGGGAACAAUGCAUAAGGGAGCUGUUGUUGGCAUGGGGUCGGUAUCGGGAGCCACCGCGGCUUCAUCUCACGUGCCGGCCAUGUGUGAGCUGAUGCUGUAACUGGGAAAAUUCCGCUCCUGUGCAGGAGAUAUAAGGCCUGGUUCUGGGCUGGAGGGGUGAGAAGGACGAGAUGCACACCCUUUUGAUCCAGGGGAAGUCCUGGAAGUGCACUGCCUACCUGCCCCCCCCACACCAAGCACCACGCUCCAUCUCCCUCUCCUGCUCAGCAGAUUUUUGGGAAACCAGGGGUUGGUAUGUAUUAUUUGCCACUGGAACUAAUGGAAUAAAUUUGCUUUGCAAGCCCA